AUGGCCGGUCAAGGCGCAGGUCCCUCUCGGCGCAGCCACACCAAGAGUAGAACAGGAUGCAAGACGUGCAAGCGUAGACAUAUCAGAUGUGAUGAGACGUUCCCCCAAUGUCGUAAUUGCACAAAGCAUCAGGUCCGUUGUGACUACAUGGACCAACAACGACCCGAAGCAGAGGUACAGCCACCGCGAGAUCAAUUCCCUCUACCCUCAUCGCCAGGUGUUGAGCACAUGCUUGAUGUUUGGCAACAGACAGGCAGCUUCCCCUACCCGGAGCUCCAAGUGUUCCCUCAGCCCAGGCCACAAAGCCAUUCAAGGAUCGAGCUGCGUCUCAUUCAACAUCUCUCAUCCAUCUCGAGGUCACUGCUCAUGAACAGCACCAGCGACAUGACAGUAUGGACCUCAAAAGUGCCAAAGUAUCUCAGUGUAGCGACCUCGUAUUCGUACGUCAUGCACGCAUUCUUGGCAUUCUCUGCCAGCCAUCUGGCAUGGAUCUCUCCCUCUCCAGACACACGCAAGAUUCAGAUCCAGCACGGCGGCAUUGCUCUACGUGGACUCCAUGAUGCUCUCAGCUCCUUCUCAAAGUCCAAUGCGGACGCUAUCUUGGCGACUUCUAUCCUUCUUAUGACUCAAGCAAACGACUGGCGCACAUGGUCUUCUCUCGAGACUGGUAUUCGUACUGUUGCAAGUGCUAUGGCCGGAUGGAAGCAUGAAUCGGUCUUUGCAGAUUUGAUUAAUCUGAGCCCUUACAAGCCUUCAGAAGAUCCGCGUCCGCUCCCUAGCAUGCAAGAGCGCCAUAGCAUACUCACCAACGUACUUGCUUCCCUCCAACGCCUACAGCCUCUCCUUGUCACCAACAGUCCCGAGGCAUACUGGAUCGAACAGCUCCUGGGUUACAUCUCAUUCCUUUUGGCCACUCAGCCUGCACACACGGCUGCUGAGCAGUUUGAUCAAUUGUAUAGCCUACGGAAAUGGGUUCUCUUCGUUCCUUGUCUGCUCCUUGAGAAGCCAAUGGUUGAUGGUCCUUCGACACUUGUGGUAGCCCACUUGUAUGCCACUGCGCUCUCCCUGGAACCUUUGUUCCCUGCCCUCGGUGCCUCCUUCUGUGCCGCCAUCAGCUUACCUCCCCUCGAAAGAAUUAUCCAGAUGACUGCCCCUAUGCAAACAGACGGCCAAUUCGGCCAGCAUGCACUGGAAAUCAGCUCCCUUAUGCACUUCCCUCAACAAGCAGUCUCCGCCUACCGCGCCCGUCUGGCAUGGACACAGCAACACCUGGAGCAGAUUCAACUCCAACAGACACCCCAACAAUCUCCCUAUGCGCCUGUCUUCAACCUUGACGGUGUGAACACGCCUUUCAUGAACUUCGGAAACCUCAGCCCUGGCUUUGUUCCUUCAUCCAUCAGCCACGUUCGCGAGCAGAACCGCAUGUCCUCAAGUUCAUUGUCGGGCUCACCUUACCUUGGAGUCCCCACUCCGACACCUUCGUACGAGAGUGGAUUUACCGACGGCACAAGCCAUUGGGGCACUGCACAUUCACCGGCCUUUCCACCAAACCAAUACACCACCGGCGACCAAGAGCAUGGAUACGACUCAUACGAUUUUGAGCAACUAGAAGCACCCCACGGGGGCUUUCGAGGCGGGUUCGUAGUUCCCCCGACCGUCUGGGCAUGA
Aureobasidium pullulans EXF-150 is the source of this 1668-nucleotide messenger RNA. RefSeq lists its product as uncharacterized. The transcript is spliced from 3 exons. The coding region runs from base 1 to 1668 and encodes 555 amino acids. Gene Ontology annotation, biological process: regulation of transcription by RNA polymerase II. Gene Ontology annotation, molecular function: zinc ion binding; DNA-binding transcription factor activity, RNA polymerase II-specific. NCBI's taxonomy places the organism in Eukaryota, Fungi, Ascomycota, Dothideomycetes, Dothideales, Saccotheciaceae. The record is from RefSeq and is a predicted model, not a curated record.